Cygnus olor (mute swan) is the source of this 2025-nucleotide messenger RNA. RefSeq names its product claudin 10 (gene CLDN10). Lineage: Eukaryota; Metazoa; Chordata; Aves; Anseriformes; Anatidae. Gene Ontology annotation, molecular function: structural molecule activity. The record is from RefSeq and is a predicted model, not a curated record. Gene Ontology annotation, cellular component: plasma membrane; bicellular tight junction. The coding region runs from base 54 to 740 and encodes 228 amino acids. The transcript is spliced from 5 exons. Gene Ontology annotation, biological process: cell adhesion; bicellular tight junction assembly.
CGCGCCCCCGCCGCGGCUCCGCGCCUCCGCCGCCGAGCGCCCCGGCGGGCCCGAUGGCGAGCACGUCGGCGGAGAUCGUCGCCUUCCUGCUGACCAUCUCCGGCUGGGUGCUGGUCUCCUCCACGCUGCCCACCGACUACUGGAAGGUGUCGAGCAUCGACGGCACGGUCAUCACCACCGCCACCUUCUGGGCCAACCUCUGGAAGACCUGCGUGACCGACUCCACCGGCGUCUCCAACUGCAAGGACUUCCCCUCCAUGCUGGCGCUGGACGGUUACAUCCAAGCCUGCAGAGGACUGAUGAUCUCCGCAGUCUGCCUGGGGUUCUUCGGUUCUGUGUUUGGGCUGAUUGGGAUGAAGUGUACAAAAGUCGGCGGUUCUGAUCAGACCAAAGCAAAAAUAGCUUGUUUAGCUGGACUGAUUUUCAUACUGUCUGGGCUGUGCUCUAUGACUGGUUGUUCCCUGUAUGCAAACAGGAUUACGUCUGAGUUCUUUGAUCCUUCUUAUAUUGCACAAAAGUAUGAAUUAGGAGCAGCUUUAUUCAUUGGAUGGGCUGGAGCUUCACUCUGCAUAAUUGGUGGCAGUAUAUUCUGCUUCUCAAUAGCUGAAAACAGUAAAUCUCCAAGGAGGGGGUAUGCAUAUAACGGAGCCACAUCUGUGAUGUCUUCUCGCACAAAGGUUCACAGCAGCGUCCCAGACAAAACCCCACCAAAGCACUUUGACAAGAACGCCUACGUUUAAUUGUACUGUUCGAAGAUCCAAAAAGCCAGUUUUGAAAAUGAGUUUGUAUGUUUCAUUCAGGGUGAUUUCUCCCCCACAAAACACAAUGGAAUAACCACUAAGACGAUGAAUUUUUAAGAUACUAACUUGCAGCUUUUUACAUAUUGAUGUAAAUUUUAUUAUACCAUAUUGUAAGAUUGAUGUUGGUAUUGUAAAGUUUAUACCUGCAAAUCAUGCAUUGAUGCUGCUUUCUAAAAAAAAAUAAAAAAUAAAUAGGGUAUUUACAGAUGCAGUCUGUCAGUUGCUUCAGGAAUGGCACCGCACACAUCAUAGUUACUGUAGUGCAUCAUUGCAAGUGAUUCUCAAACGGGUUCAGUACCGGACAGGAGGGUCAUGCUGUGCAGGUUAAUAUGUAAAAUGUCUCCCCACUGAUCAGCAGUGACGUUGGACUUUCAAAGCACAUUGCCAGGUGAUGACAGUCAAUGGGAAUCAGCAGGCUCUUAUCUGUUUUGACAUUGCCAGGGGCGAGGCUCUUAUCUCCUUUUGACAUUGCUAGGGAUGUAAGAAAAUCGUUCAUCGAUUCAGUGCCACAGGUAUAAGAUCAAGAGCCUGGGUAAAGUGAAAAUAAGCAUGUGGUUUGGGGAGCCAGCAGCAGCACAGUCUAAUCAGGUACAAAGGAGAGUCAGGGCCAGUUGUUACGAAAGCAGUUGUUAAGAGAGAGCCUCACACGGCAUAAGAAGAGUGCACGUGUGAUGAUAAGCACCUGGCGAAGGACUAACCAAAUAAAAGAUUACAGUACUUAACAGCACCAUUUUGGAUAAUCUUGAAUUAGUUAGAGCAGUUCAGAAAUUCAGCUCGUACUGUUUCUUUGCCUGUUUCUAGAAACAUGAUGGGUUUUGAGGGAACAUUUAUACAAUGAGUCAAUAAAUAAAAUCAGAGCCUGUGAAUAACCACUAAAUAGUUUCUAGGCUGAGACCCUAAACUUAGACACAAACUCAGGCCUGCCUUGAGAUUUGAACAGAUGGACCCUUGAAGUUUCAUUGCAUUGGCUAUUUUGGGACAAAGGUGUAAAUACAAACAAUAGGUGGUCCUAUUUAUUAAUGGCACAGCACGACAGAAAAAGACAGGUUUAUGUCUGACACCAUCUAAAAUGCAUCAGAGUGAGAAAGUCAUUCACAGUUAUUUUACCUUAUUUUUGUAUUCAAGUCAAAAUAAUAUUGUGGCAUUAUAAGAAGGCAGGCAGUAUGUACAAAACAGAAAUAUGAAAGUACUUGCUCAAUUAAAAUAAGGAAAGUACUGACCCUCA